This is a messenger RNA of Cydia fagiglandana, 4261 nucleotides long. RefSeq names its product ABC transporter G family member 20 (gene osy). The transcript is spliced from 18 exons. Gene Ontology annotation, cellular component: membrane. Bases 250 to 2613 code for a protein of 787 amino acids. The record is from RefSeq and is a predicted model, not a curated record. Lineage: Eukaryota; Metazoa; Arthropoda; Insecta; Lepidoptera; Tortricidae. Gene Ontology annotation, molecular function: ATP binding; ABC-type transporter activity; ATP hydrolysis activity.
GUUCAGUGCUAAAGAAUCGCAGCGACGGUUGCACGCGCGGAUUUGAAUUUUGAAUUUCGAACUUGGAGUGUUUUAGUGUUGUGGUUGUGUUUUUUUUUGGAUUGGUUGUCGUGAAUAGGGUUGGCGAAGUUUAAAUUCACGUCCCAUCAGUGGACCCAAGCCUUUGAGGAUCGUCAGAUUAGACCGUAACCUAACGGACUCCCAUAGUCUUCAUCAGAUCAUCAUUCAAUCAACGCUGUUUUAAGCACCAUGCCAGCUUACGACAACGCUGGCGCCACCAUCUCCCUCGAGGAUGUCAGGGACCCAGAAGCUGGCACCGACGACUACGAGAUAACACAAAGAAGACGUAUCCAGUUUAAGACUCAGAAGUCCACAUUAACCUCUCGAAGACAGCAGGCGGUAUGCGUCAGAAGGGCGUACAAGCGAUAUGGUUCCAAAAGUAGCCCUAAUGUCAUUCUCGACGGACUGAAUAUGACCGUGCCUAAGGGAGCCAUAUACGGUCUCCUAGGCGCCUCAGGAUGUGGGAAGACAACUCUCCUGUCUUGCAUCGUUGGACGCCGUCGGCUGAACUCUGGAGAGAUUUGGGUGCUCGGAGGCCGGCCUGGGAGCCGCGGGAGUGGGGUCCCGGGACCUAGGGUUGGGUACAUGCCUCAGGAAGUGGCGCUGUUUGGCGAGUUCUCUAUUAGAGAGACCAUGAUCUACUUCGGCUGGAUAGCUGGGAUGACGACGAGCGAAGUCGAUGAGAGGGUUGACUUCCUACUGACCCUGCUACAGCUGCCUCAUCCCACCAAGCAAGUGAAGACCCUGUCAGGAGGUCAGAAAAGAAGGGUAUCCUUGGCUGCGGCUCUCAUCCAUGAGCCUGAGCUGGUGAUCCUGGAUGAGCCCACCGCUGGAGUCGACCCUGUACUUCGACAAAGCAUCUGGGAUCAUUUAGUGGAGAUCAGCAAAGGAGGCAGGACCACAGUAAUCAUCACAACCCAUUACAUCGACGAAACAAAACAAGCUAAUAUUAUUGGCUUGAUGCGAGGAGGUCGCUUCCUUGCCGAAGAAUCUCCCACCGAGCUGCUUCGUCGCUACCAGGCCGAUAAUCUUGAGGACGUGUUCUUGAAGCUGGCAGUUCUGCAGAACAGGGGCAAGAGGCGCCGCUCUAGCAUCCUGGAAGACAUCGUGAAGAAGGUGGAAUUGCCGUCUUUGCCGGACCCCGCUGUGAUCGAUCUAGAAGAGGACAUCGGCGAGAUCUCCGGAGAAUUCGGAGAUAACGUUUCGAUGAGCAGCAAAGGUCGCGUAGUCGUCACCCCAGACAUCGCCCCCCUAGAAGCCUUGCCUCCGGAAGAUAACCCUCCUAUCGGCUGCCUGGAGAGAAUAAAGCCGAUGAGAUGGAGGCACAUGAAGGCAUUACUGUGGAAGAACUUCUUGACUCUCUUUAGGAAUUACGCUCUCCUCGCCUUCAUCGUCGUCCUCCCGCUCUCGCAAAUGGUCCUCUUCUGCAUCGCCGUCGGCCACGACCCCCAAGGCCUGCCCAUGUGCGUUGUCAACCACGAGCUCGGAGAAAACAACACCAACACACCCUGUGACUGGGACAAGAAAUGUCCGCUGGACCCGGAGACGUAUGAGUGGGACUUGAAACGGUUCAGCUGCCAGUAUUUGGACUUCUUUGCGAAGCGACAGCCUAACCAGAUCUAUUACCCAUCGAAGGAAGUAGUGAUGGACGCAGCCUACCACGGCAAGUGCCGGGUGGUGCUGAUCUUCCAAGCCAACUUCUCCACCAGCCUGAUGGACCGACUCCGGGACCCGCGACAUGCGACCGAUAUCGAAAUUUACAACUCCGAUAUUGAAGUACAUUUGGAUGAUACAGACAAGCAAGUGCAGUGGAUGUUGGCUCGCGACAUUCAGCUCGCCUUUGGAGAAGCCACCCAGAACCUCGCCAAGACCUGCCAGCUGCCGACUCGCCUACUCUCCAUACCUGUUUACAUUAACGAACCACCCGUAUAUGGAAUCUCUUCACCAGAAAUGACUGAUUUCGCCGGACCUGGAGUUAUUUUGACGAUUGUCUUCUUCUUGGCUGUCGCCCUGACAACGAGCUCUAUGUUGGCUGAACGGAACGAAGGCAUCCUGGAGAGGUCUCUAGUGUCCGGAAUUACAGGCACGGAGAUCCUAUUCUCGCACGUGUGCAUCCAGAUGUUCAUGAUGAUGACCCAGGCCGCCGUGGUACUGUUCAUUGGCUUCGUGUUCUUCGACCUCACCAACAACGGGCCCCUCGGCUGGAUCAUUUUGUUGACGGUGCUUAAUGGCUUCUGCGGAAUGACUUUCGGUUUCUUCGUGUCCUGUCUCUGCGACACCGAGAGAACCGCCACGUUCAUCGCAUUAGGAUCAUUCCUGCCCAUGAUGUUGCUAUGCGGCAUCGUCUGGCCUAUUGAAGCUCUCCACGAGUGCCUCCAAUGGAUCAGCUACGUGCUCCCUCUUACCAAGUCCACGGAAUCCCUCCGUUCCAUGCUGCAGCGUGGUUGGACCAUUAACAUGCCUAUGGUCUAUAACGGCUUCCUUUCCACCGGCAUAUGGAUUGCCCUGUACUUGAUAGGCAGUAUUCUUUUGAUUAAGUUUAAGAAGGGUUAGUUAUUUGUUAGGUUUUUUAUAUUUAUUUUAUUUAUCACGGACAGUUUAACUACUAGAUCAGGGGUCAAACUUUUUUAUUUGAAGGCCAUAUUGCGCCUCAGAAAAUUUGGCUCGGGCCACCGUCGUUUUUUGCGCCGGAGGAGGGUGUCUGGUUGCUGCUGUUAGGAACAGUUCCACUCUCAAUGAAUGCUGAACCCCGCGGACCAGAUUGUGAACGCGUCGCGGCCCGGAUUUGGCUCGCGGGCCGGGGUUUUGGAGAAUAUUAUGGAUAGAUUCGUGUGUCACUUUUUAACAAUGCGAUUGAAAGAGACAGAGGGCCUAACGUCGAACCACGUUCGAGGUGUUGCCUGUCACACUUACGUACGAAUUUACAAGUGCGACAGAGAGGCAAUACGUCGAACGCGGUUUGCGGUAGGCCCUCAGAGACUGCCAGCAUCACGCUAUCACGUAAACAAAUAUGGCCAUCGUAGGUAUCGCUCGAGCCGAAAUACUUUUCGAAUAAAAAAAAAUAGGUAUGUGAUGAACUCAAUACUUAAUGUGAUGCGGAGUCUAGUAAAUAUAUAGUCUGUGUUAUUUAUUGACAUUGUACUUAGCUAUUUUGGUUAUAUGCCAUUAUAUUUCAAAUAAAUCCGUCCUCGUAAUAAUUUUAUGUUUGUAUUUUGUGUAUAUUUUCUCUUUCUACAAUAAUUAGUUAUUUUUUUUGUUUUGACACAAUAAAAAUAGCUUUAAGAAUAUCGUAGAAUAAGUAGUUGUUUUUAAUAUCAAGGGCAAUACGCUUUAAUAACUGAAUCAAACAAAUAAUAAUAAAUAAUAGAAUAGACUGAAUGAAACUAUUAUCAUGACUAUUCAUGACAAUUAUAAUGACAAUAUUGUCAAAAACUAAUGGUGAUUAUGUGAAAUAAUUUGGACAGUCUUGGUGGGGUCACUACGAUGCCCCUAUAUUUUAAAAGUUAGUUUAAGGUGUUUUAUUUUCAAAGAAAUCAAUCGUACAAAUAUAACGUAAUUUCGUAAAAAAAGUGUCACUAAGUGCCAUUUUUUGUAAACAGUACCUAAAUGCAAAAAAAUAUUUAUUAAAUUUAUAAAAUCCGGCCAGUUGGCAUUUGUAACAUCACAUUUCAAUCUGUUUUAUGUUUACUAAUUUAAAUAUCUGACAUUUAUAAUUUAUGAAAUAUUUGUUUUAUUUUUUAUUUUGUGUAUGUAGCUCGCACAGCCGCAAGUUAUAUUUUAAAACUAAAUUUAAAACGUCAACCAUAUUUUAAUUCUUACGCAAUAAUUUUCAAAUAGAUUUUCCAACAUCACAUGCGGUUGUUUCAGAAAAAAAGCAUUUUCUCGUAAGGUCGAGGGAGUUUUGUGUUAAAUUCAAAAGUUUUUUAAAUUUCUGAUUUAGAUUACCUAUUCAUUAGAAGUAGUUGAAGCUUCGAAUUGAAUUUGUACUCUCAAAAGUACGCUGGGACUUACGAGGAAAAUUUAUAUUUUCCUAUAAAUCACAAGGAUGAAGGUGGAAGGUGUCACUGUAAAUAGGACUUUAUUGGUUUGAUAAUGGGUGUUAUUUUAGAGUACAAUAGAAUUAUAAUGGCUCAAUUAGAUAUUGUUGGCAUUGUGAUAGUAAAGUUAAGGUUUUGUAAAUAAAAGUGGUUUAGAAAUCAAA